AGUCGUUCAGUCACAUUGAUUAUUCGCCCCUUAGCCGCCCAUAUAUACUACACAGGAACAACACCAGUUUGUUCUUCGAUCGGUUCGCGUGCGUGUGUUUUGUCUUCUGUGCUUUUAUUACCUACUCCCCAUAUUCUUCGGUUCUUCCGACAACUCAAUGCAUCCGCUUCUAGUGCAGAAUUUCGCCAGUAAGUUCAGUGUACUGAAGCACCUCGGACGAUCAACAGCAGCAGUUCAAAGGUUCUCAUUCCACACGUCUAAAAUGGUUCAGAUUAAGGAAGGCGACAAAGUCCCAUCGAUCGAUCUGUUCGAGGAUUCCCCGGCCAACAAGGUCAACAUUGCCGAUCUGUGCGCCGGAAAGAAGGUGGUUCUGUUUGCCGUUCCCGGAGCCUUCACACCCGGCUGCUCCAAGACUCAUCUGCCAGGCUACGUCGACAGGGCCGAUGCCAUUAAAUCGUCCGGAGUAAACGAAAUAGUGUGCAUCUCGGUAAACGACCCGUUCGUUAUGUCCGCCUGGGGCAAGCAGCACAGCACUGCCGGCAAGGUACGUAUGCUAGCCGACCCGGCUGCCGUUUUCACCAAACAGCUGGAACUGGGCGCUGAUUUACCACCACUGGGUGGGCUACGUUCCAAGCGCUAUUCGAUGGUGCUGGAAGAUGGCGUCAUCAAGACACUGAAUGUUGAACCCGAUGGUACCGGUCUGUCUUGCUCGUUGGCAGACAAGAUCAAGGUCUAAAGCCUCCUGGACGGAUCACAUACAAAGGAUAAAAUUUA
This is a messenger RNA of Ochlerotatus camptorhynchus, 774 nucleotides long. It is a transcript of the gene Prx5, whose product is annotated as Peroxiredoxin 5. Gene Ontology annotation, molecular function: thioredoxin peroxidase activity. Gene Ontology annotation, cellular component: mitochondrion; peroxisome; cytoplasm. The transcript is spliced from 2 exons. The record is from RefSeq and is a predicted model, not a curated record. NCBI's taxonomy places the organism in Eukaryota, Metazoa, Arthropoda, Insecta, Diptera, Culicidae. Bases 158 to 736 code for a protein of 192 amino acids. Gene Ontology annotation, biological process: cell redox homeostasis; hydrogen peroxide catabolic process; cellular response to oxidative stress.